AUGGGAAUCCAACUGUUGCUGUUGAUGUUUUUGGUUCCAGGUUGCUUCUCCGUUCUUGUGACUGUGCCAGAUACUGAGCGAUACACAACAUUAUUUGCCUCUGUGAUUCUAAGGUGUGAGUACAGUACCACAGCACCACUACAGGAUGUGGUAGUUACCUGGCGCUUUAAGUCCUUUUGCAAGGAUCCUAUCCUUGACUACUACUCAGUUGCCUAUCAGACAGGCCUAGAUCUUGGCCAGGAUCCUUCCAAUGACUGCAAUGACAACCAGCGAGAAGUACGUAUCGUUGCUCAGAAAAGAGGACAGAAUGAGGCCGUGCUGGGGGUUGAUUAUAGGCAGCGGAAGAUUACAAUCCAGAACAGAGCAGAUCUUGUGAUUAAUGAAGUGAUGUGGUGGGACCAUGGAGUCUAUUACUGUACCGUUGAAGCUCCAGGGGAUACAACUGGUGACCCAGACAAAGAGGUCAAGCUAAUUGUUUUGAAUUGGCUGACUGUGCUCUUGAUUAUCCUUGGUGGCCUCCUCCUCCUCAUGCUGAUUGGGGUGUGCUGGUGCCAGUGCUGCCCUCAGUAUUGCUGCUGCCAUGUGCGCUGCCCCUGCUGCCCAACACGGUGUUGCUGCAAUGAAAAAGUCCUGGAACGGCAUCACUUCAUGAAGCAAGCUAAACAACUUUUGCCAUGGAUGACACAUCCCUCCCAGUCAUCUUCAUACCAACUAAAUCCACUCUUACAGAGAGAUAUGUCUCUGCAGAGCAGUCAGCCACUGAUGCCGCCAGUUGCCCAGGCAGCCUCCAGCAACAAAUUCUUGGACCACCUUGAAUCUGAGAUCAGGAACCUCAAUCUUUCCCAGCCCAUGCUGCCUUUGCACCAGCUCAGGGGCAGUCAGCAUCCCAGUGUUCUCUCUUCUCUGGGGUCAGAGAUAGUGGAACGCAGAGUAAUCCAGCUGCCUCCCAUCAUCGAACGUGUCUCCUCUCAGAGAACUACCAGCUCAUCACGACUGCAGCAGUCCUUGCAUCCUCCAAGGUCUCGGAGUGCCACAAGUGAAGAGGAGAGAGAGAGGAGGCGGCGGCUGCAGCGGCGCCGUUUAUCUUUGGAUGAGGAUUCGCACUCCGGCUGUGAUCAGGAGUCGUGGGACAGGCCCAGAGACUGCAGAGCUGAGAGGCAGAGGGACAGCAACCGUUACAACAGGUCCUGGACUUCCAGGGCCACUGGAACGCCCAUCUUGCAUGGGAGGGGCACUCUCAAUUCCUCUCCUGAGGAAGCCAGAAGGGGGUAUUCCGGGCAGCGGCAUUCUGACAGAAGAUAUCAGCGUUCAGGGCAGCAGAGUCAUCAACAAAGCAAUGGCUAUGAUCGCCGAGGCCGCCGGCGCCAUCGCAGCUAUUCUCCACCCUCCCGUCGGGAGUCGUGGACUUCCUCUGAUGAGUAUGAGCAUGCCCAAAGAAACAUUCGGAAGCCUCACCAGCAUCGCUCUUCAGAUUGGCUGGAGGAUAAACCCCCUAGUUAUCGCUCAGUUGAUAUCGGCCCGGCCAAAGGCAGCAAGUCCAGAAACCCUCCAGAGCAACAGUCAGAGAAAGGCAGUUCUCGCAGUGGAAGAAGCAUUGUCAUUUAGCUGUUCUGUUUUGCUACAGUGCAGAAUGAGAUAGCUUCGUUGGCCUGAACUGGAAAUGGUAAUCUUUUGGCUAUAAAGGCAACCUGUCAAGCAUGCAGGACUUCAAGGAAUCUAUUUCUCUUCACUACCUUCAGCCUGUGCUUCCUCAUCUUGGGAACUUUAUUUUUAAUGUAAUAGUAUAUGAAAAGGCAUCACUUUGCUAAUGACCUAAGAAUGAAAUGGAGCUCCUUUUUAAAAUCAUAGGCGCUAGCCUUCUAAAAAACUUGGUUGCAUAGCUGCAAGCCUGUGCAUAUUUUUCUGGGAGUUUUCUGAGUAAAUACACAUAAGGUUGCACUGUUUGAGGAAGUUUUGUCAUGGAGGCCAUAAUGUCAAAAGGACAGCAUCUUUGGUACAGAAGUGAUGCAUGCUCACAAGACCCCAUGUGUUAUGGAGCUGAUAUAACUGACUGGAUCAUCUCUGCUAUUAAGUACUUCUGAACAUUCAA
Varanus komodoensis (Komodo dragon) is the source of this 2089-nucleotide messenger RNA. RefSeq names its product immunoglobulin like domain containing receptor 1 (gene ILDR1). The transcript is spliced from 8 exons. The record is from RefSeq and is a predicted model, not a curated record. Gene Ontology annotation, cellular component: plasma membrane. Lineage: Eukaryota; Metazoa; Chordata; Lepidosauria; Squamata; Varanidae. Gene Ontology annotation, molecular function: high-density lipoprotein particle receptor activity. The coding region runs from base 1 to 1605 and encodes 534 amino acids.